Molecule: messenger RNA, 1555 nt
Organism: Lepisosteus oculatus (spotted gar)
Lineage: Eukaryota; Metazoa; Chordata; Actinopteri; Semionotiformes; Lepisosteidae
Product: cyclin-dependent kinase inhibitor 1B-like
Biological process (GO): negative regulation of mitotic cell cycle; negative regulation of cyclin-dependent protein serine/threonine kinase activity
Cellular component (GO): nucleus
Molecular function (GO): cyclin-dependent protein serine/threonine kinase inhibitor activity
Source: RefSeq, a predicted model, not a curated record
CCGUCACAGUGCUGGCUGGGUAUACAAGCGUGUACACCUUUGGACUUUAAAUAGUGCCUUGCGUGCAGCCGCAACGCAGAGUUUAAACUGCUCCAAUUCUCAAGUGUUUUUACCCCCCUCCCACCCCAUCUUGAGUAGGAGAGCAAAACAGUAAACAUUCCAAGGAGACGGCGGUUUAGACUGGGUUAUUUCGAAAUCCAACGAAUCUCAGUUUUAUCCUUACUGUUUUUCCUCUCCCGGUUGGAUUGCAAUAGGUAUUUUUCUCCUCCCCCCGUCAGAGCACCAUGUCCGACGUCCAGCUCUCCACUACUUUGGAGCGAGUGGCCGCAAGCAGGACCUUCCCUCAUCACGCCAGGACGGGAGUCUGCAGGAACUUGUUCGGCCCGGUGGACCACGACGAGCUAAACCGGGAGAUGAAAUCCAAAUUGCUGGAGAUCCUGGACCGGGACCGGCGCCGGUGGAACUUCGACUUCCAGACGGACACGCCACUGGAGGGGGACUAUGGCUGGGAGGAGAGUAAGGUGGACAGCGUCCCCGACUUCUACAGAGACUCGGUCCAGAUCGGCCGAGUGCGGAUUACCGUCCCAGUCCGGGCCAGAACCUCAUUGGAUACAAAUUCUGCUAGGGACUGCCCUCGGGAUGUACCUGCCGCUUGCCCGGCGCUGGGCAGUCGGCUGUCCUGCUUGGAAGGCACGGCGAGCUCGGGGGAAACCAACCAGGAGAACAGGGCGGAUCACCUGAAUCUGGGAAGAGCGGCGAGCUGCAGGACCGUUCUUUGCUGCCGACGGAAAAGGGCAUCUGCAGUCGUCACCGCAAACCCAGCCACAACGCACAUCACAGAUUUCUACCCGAAGAAGAAGAAAAUGAGCGAGGCUAAGCAACAGCCCGAGAGUGACUCCCAGCCAUCUUCAGUAAUCCCCACAGAACAGACUCCACGCAAGAGGAUUCGCUAAAUGGAAAUUGCACUACAUUCUGGCGAAGAGGUCUCUUUCUGCUUUCGUCCGACGGAGAGGCGAGGCGGCUGUCUCUCCCGAGUUUGGACUCGCUCCUGGGCGAGGAGUGAGAGAGAGGAGAGGACUGGGCUCUGGAAGGACUGAAAACAUGUAGCAUACCCGCGGCCCGGUUACCGAGCAGCUCGACAGUGUUAAACUUUAACAGCUGUGCAAUCUUUAGUUAUGUCAACACUGGCCAAAAGUGUAAAAGCUUUAAGAGUCAUCAAUAUUAAAGAUUAUAUAUAUUGUUUAUUUCUGUUGAUAUUGCAUCUUGGAGUUGUGUAUAUAUAUUUUUAAAAUAUACUAACUUAUAAUUAUUUAUGUAUCGAGUUCACAUGGGCGAAUGCCUAUUGUUUUGUUAUUUUGAGCCAAAGGGCAACUUUUUUUUUUUGCUAUUUACGGAAUAAAAGUUAUAUUUUUGUUUUGCAAUCAGUAAUGAUGUAGCUUUGGAAAAGUAGUAUUACUUGAAGAUUAGGGUCCAAAUGUUUCUGAGCCGUUUUAUAAUCACUGCCAUUUCAUUUUCCCCUGAAGAAGCGAAUAAAGUUGAAAGGUUCAUUCCUAAA